Effrenium voratum is the source of this 726-nucleotide messenger RNA. The record is from the annotation of a GenBank genome assembly. NCBI's taxonomy places the organism in Eukaryota, Dinophyceae, Suessiales, Symbiodiniaceae.
AUGCUGGAGAUGUCAGCGGUGCCCAGCCAGCGUGAACCGAGGCAGGAGCUCCUGGAAGAAGAGGACGUGCAAUUGAAGGUGUCCUGGGGAGUUGUGGGCGGAGCUUGUGAAGAGCUCAUUGAGUAUGAGGUGGGCUCCUUUGUGUCUGUGGCGGACGCAAGAAGGCCGUGCAGCGCUCUGUUUUUCCGGCGGAUGAUUUGCGGGUGCCGGUGCUGGUCCAAAGAGCCGGAGGUUGAGACGCUGAUGCGCUGCUACCUUUGGAAGCUGAACUCCAAUGUGGAGCUCACCUCAGAUCGCCUCAGCGACCUCUCCAACUGGCGCAGGAGGCUGUUCUUCCUGCAGCGGAAGUCCACGACUGUGGUCAUCACCUACCUUUCUGAGAAAGGCAACGGGGUGGUGCAGCUGGCGUGCAAGCUGAGCGGCGGCAGGCUCUGCCUUCGGCACCACUGCGAGGCGCGGCGGCUGCCCAAAGUCAAGGUGGAGCUCGGCACCGACAAGCGCGAGGAUAUGCUCGACUCCAUGCGGCAGUACGAUGUGGCCUUCUCUCGCAAGGUGGACGGUACCUAUGAGAAGCUGUUGCCUGCGAGUUUGCAGGCGAGCUGCUUCUCCUGGCGCGACCAAACGUUGGUGAUGGCUGCGCGGCCUGAGCUGGCUAGGGCUUUUGAGAAGGCGGUGGUUCUGGCAGUGCCUGAGCUGGCCUCGUCCCUAGCACCCGAAAGCGGGUAG